UAACAACCCUCAAUUAAAAUGUAUCAUCGCGGACUUUAAAGAUUUGACUCAAUCGGAUAGAAGAGAAGCACCGGGUGGAUUUAGUUAGGCGUCGCUGAACCGGACAGUCUUGAGAUCGGUGUUGUGAGAGAAAUGCAACUGAGACAUGCUUUGUGCAGGAAAAUAAGCGCACCGGGACGCGGGGGACACAUUUCACACCCCAAAUCAGACGUCAAAGCCGAGCAGAGAGAUCUGCUGCUCCAGGCUUGAUCGGACCAGCCAGUUGUAUCGGAUCGAUCCAGGCAAAGCGGCGAGGCCCCGGGGGCGCAGCAGGCCGUUUAGCCCGGGAAACAAACCUCCGCACGGGGCCGGGCUGAGACACACACACACCGCUCUGUUUUCCACACACUUCCAGAGGCUGGAAAUUUCACCCGCUAUUCCAUAGAAAACAAUGGCGUCCUACGUGGACAACAGCUUUCGGCAGGCGGUGAUGCUGAACCCGGCAGACAGGACGCAACAGGAUUUGGAAAUUGUGUAUUCGUAUCUACAUGGGAUGGAGGCGCUGUCCAAUUUGAGAGAACAUCAGUUAAGGAUGAUGUGUGAAACUGUACGCUAUGAACGACAUGAAGCAAAUGAAGUUCUCUACUAUCCGGAUGACAUCGGCAGCUGCUGGUACAUCCUGCUCUCUGGUUCAGUGUUCAUAAAAGAAUCAAUGUUCCUGCCCAGAUCCAGUUUUGGGAAACGAUCUGCUGGGAGUUUACGCCGUGGGUGUGAGUGUAUCGUACUGGAGCCUUCCGAAAUGAUUGUGGUGGACUAUAUGGAUGAGAAUGAGGAAUAUUUUCAGCGCCAGGCUUCGCAUCGUCAAUCUCGCCGGAGAUUUCGCAAGAUCAACCAAAAGGGUGAAAGGCAGACCAUCAUCGACACGGUGGAGCCAUACCAGGCAGGGAAGCCGCCCAUAGCCCGCGGGUACCACACGCUCCCAGCAGACUUCAGCAGGCUGCACCUGGCUGACGGGAUCCACCCACAGGUGACCCACGUCUCGUCCAGUCUGUCAGGAUGUAGCAUCACAAGUGAUUCUGGGAGCAGCAGCCUGUCUGACAUCUACCAGGCCACAGAAAGUGAGCCUGGCGACAUGGACCUGAGUGGUCUUCCCGAGACCGCAGUCGACUCUGAGGAGGACGACGAUGAGGAAGACAUCGAACGUGCCUCAGAUCCGCUCAUGAGCCGAGACAUUGUCCGUGACUGCCUGGAGAAAGACCCCAUGGACCGUACAGAUGAUGAUAUAGAGCAAUUACUGGAGUUCAUGCACCAGCUGCCAGCCUUUGCCAACAUGACCAUGUCCGUAAGGAGGGAGCUGUGUGCGGUCAUGGUGUUCGCCGUGGUUGAGCGGGCUGGAACCAUCGUCCUUAAUGAUGGCGAGGAGCUGGACUCGUGGUCUGUGAUUCUGAACGGUUCGGUAGAGGUUACGUACCCUGAUGGCCGCACUGAGAUCCUCUGCAUGGGUAACAGUUUUGGUGUUUCACCAACCAUGGAGAAGGAGUUCAUGAAGGGGGUGAUGAAGACCAAAGUGGACGACUGUCAGUUUGUGUGUAUAGCACAGCAGGACUAUUGCUGCAUCCUGAACCAGGUGGAGAAGAACAUGCAGAAGGUGGAGGAGGAGGGUGAGAUCGUCAUGGUUAAAGAGCACCGCGAGCUUGAUCGCACCGGCACUAGAAAAGGACACAUCGUCAUCAAGGGCACAACAGAGCGUCUGACCAUGCACCUGGUGGAGGAGCACUCAGUGGUAGACCCCACCUAUAUUGAGGACUUCCUGCUUACUUACCGCACCUUCCUGUCCAGCCCCAUGGUGGUGGGCAAAAAACUGCUGGAGUGGUUCCACGACCCCAGCCUCAGGGACAAGGUUACACGGGUAGUCUUGCUGUGGGUAAACAAUCAUUUCAACGACUUUGAGGGUGACCCCGAAAUGACACACUUUCUUGAAGAGUUUGAGAACAAUCUGGAAAGAGAGAAAAUGUACGGCCACUUAAGACUGUUAAACAUUGCUUGUGCUGCCAAAGCAAAGCUGCGGGUGGUGACUUUGACCAAGCCGUCUCGUGAGGCUCCUCUGGCCUUCAGCCUUCUUGGUGGCUCUGAAAAGGGCUUUAGGAUCUUUAUUGAGCAUGUGGAGCCUGGAAGUAAGGCUGCAGAAGCGGGACUCAAACGUGGAGACCAGAUCUUGGAGGUGAACGGACAGAAUUUCGAGAACGUGCAGCUGUCCAAAGCUAAUGAGAUCCUACGCAACAACACACACCUGUCCAUUACUGUGAAAACAAACCUAUUAGUUUUUAAGGAGCUCCUGGCACGACCUGAGCAUGAGCAGGAACAGGACCCCGAUGAGGAGCUGGACAGGAAAAAUGGGGCUCCCCACAUUCCCAAAAUUGGGGACAUUAAAAAAGCGAGCCGUUUCUCCAUUCCUGACUUGGCCGUAGAUGUGGAGCAGGUGAUGGGUCUGGAGAAAGCAAGCAAGAAAGCCAAAGCCAACACGGUGGGCGGUCGGAACAAGCUCAAGAAGAUCUUUGACAAGACCCUCACAAGCAUUUUACCACCUAAACCGUACAAUGAUGUUGGUGUUGGCCAGUCCCAGGAUGACAGCAUUGUAGGAAUGAAGCAGUCGAAACAGAUCCCUCCUGCUCUUCCAGUUAGUGGAAACCUGUCAUCCAGUAACCCUGACUUGCUUCAGUCACACCAUCGCAUACUGGAUUUCAACAACCAGCCAGAGAACGUCUCCAUCAACAUGUCAGACCAGGUGCUGCGAGUCUUUAAGGCCGAUCAACAGAGCCGCUACAUCAUGAUAGGCAAGGACACCACGGCCAAGGAGGUCGUGGCUCAGGCCAUCCGGGAGUUUGCCCUGACUGCUGCUCCUGAAGCUUAUUCGCUGUGUGAGGUAUCUGUCACCCCUGAGGGUGUGAUCAAGCAGCGGAGGCUCCCGGAGCAGCUCUCUAAACUGGCGGACAGGAUCCAGCUUAGUGGCAGGUACUACCUGAAGAGCAACAUGGAAACGGAAACUCUAUGCUCGGAUGAAGAUGCUCAGGAGCUGCUGAGAGAAAGCCAGAUCAGUCUGUUACAGCUCAGCACGGUGGAAGUAGCCACUCAGCUCUCCAUGCGAGCCUUCGAGCUCUUUUGCGCCAUCGAGCCCACCGAGUACAUCGACGAUCUGUUCAAGCUACGCACACACUCAUCCGGACUCUCGAGUCUCAAGCUGUUUGAGGAGUCUAUCAAUCGUGAGACCUUUUGGGUAGCAACAGAGGUUCUGCGAGAACCCAACCAGCUCAAACGAAUGAAGAUCAUCAAGCACUUCAUCAAGAUUGCCCUGCACUGCCGCGAGUGCAAGAACUUUAACUCCAUGUUCGCCAUCAUCAGUGGUCUGAAUUUGGCUCCAGUAUCUAGAAUGCGAGGAACGUGGGAGAAGCUUCCCAGUAAGUAUGAGAAGCUGUUCAGCGACCUACAGGAUCUGUUCGAUCCGUCCAGAAACAUGGCCAAGUACAGGAACGUCCUAAACAGCCAGAACCUGCAGCCUCCAAUCAUUCCUCUGUUCCCUGUUAUCAAGAAAGACCUGACCUUCCUCCAUGAGGGCAAUGACUCCAAGGUGGAUGGCUUGGUAAACUUUGAGAAGCUGCGCAUGAUUGCUAAAGAAAUCAGACAUGUGGGCAGGAUGGCUGCGGUCAAUAUGGACCCUGCGCUCAUGUUCCGCACCAGGAAGAAGAAGUGGCGGAGUUUGGGGUCUUUGAGCCAGGGAAGUGCCAAUGCAGCCGUGUUGGAUGUUACCCAGACCGGUGGGCAUAAGAAGAGGGUGAGAAGAAGUUCCUUCCUUAAUGCCAAGAAAUUGUAUGAGGAUGCACAAAUGGCCCGGAAGGUGAAGCAGUACCUUUCUAACCUCACUCUGGAGACCAAUGAGGAGAGCCUGCAGCUGCUGUCUAUACAGUGUGAACCGUCUGUUAACACACUGCCCAAGGGUUCAGGGGACAAAAAAAGACCGGACACGUCACCUGUGGUGGCACGAGCCGCUAUCCAUCAGCGUCAACAGCUCCAGAAAUCCAACCAGGCCCUGCAGGUGCCAAGUGUUGCCCUCUAUCCGUCUCGCAAGAAGGUGCCUGUUAAAGACCUACCGCCAUUUGGCACAAAUUCUCCAGGGUCCCUGAAGAAAAUACUGUCUCUGUCAGAGGAAGCGAGUGAGAGACACAGGAAGCAGGCUGAAGAUGCUGUAUCCAGUGCAUCUUCUCAGCUCUCAUCCCCUCCUUCAUCACCCCGAAGCUCUCCAAAGAAAGGUCUGGUACGAACAGGUGAUAACCUCUCCGACUCUGGUCACAGUGAGAUCUCGUCUCGCUCCAGUCUGGUCAGCACUUCCUCUCUAGACAUGGGGCACGACGAGCGGCGUCUCCGAUAUGGUCAUGCGGUCAGCGAGGGACAUGCUGGGGGUCAUGGAGUUCACCGGCUAGAGCGCAGGGCCACGGCUGACCCGGACCAGUACAGUUUAGGCUCGUACUCCUCAGUGCAGGAUUGGCGUGGCUUGUAUGCAGGCACUGUUGUGACCUCCUCACCCAGUUCCGAGGAGCUGAGUCAGGACCACGGUGACCGCGUCUCUCUGGAUGCGGCAGACUCCGGCCGAGGCAGCUGGACGUCCUGCUCCAGCGGCUCACACGACAGCAUCCAGGCCAUGCAGCAGGGUCGGAGCUGGGAGGCAGCACUGGCAGAGGGAGGGCUGUGGACCGCACGGGGCAGCUGGGCAUCAACCUCGUCAUGUUCUUCCUCAUCGGCGGCCUGCUGGGGGGACGAGUCGGAGGGGGACACGGGCACCAUAAAGCGCAGAGGAGGGAAAGAUGUGGGUGCUGACCCUGACACCUGCAGUAUUACCUCUACAGGAUCAGAGGAGUCUAAACAGCAGAGCCGUCGGCCCUCACCCAUCACCGCUGGUACUGGCAAGAGCACCGUGGCUCGUAAAGACGGUCGGUACCGCGAUCCCCCUCCGACUCCGCCCGGCUACACAGCUCUGUCCAUCUCAGAGGUCACAGAGGGAAGCACACAUGCCACCAGGAAGCCUCCGGACUACACCACAGCACUUCAGCGCUCCCGCCUCAUCACACACUCGCCCAAACCAGAAACAGAAUGCGAGGGAGAGGAGGACGAAGAGGAGGAAGAAGAGGAGGGAGAUGAGCAGGUCUCGGCUGUGUGAUCUGACGACUCUCUCUGCGACUGGGCUUUCGCUGCAGCGGCUGAUGUCCUGUCAGGCCGUCAUUAGCAGACAGCCAGCCAGAGCAACCAAUCAUCACCUUGAUGCCACUGCCUGUCUCUCUCCUGAUUGGUGGAUUCAUCUCCCUUCUCUGCCUUAAAGCAUCAUGAAGGGUUUUCUCACCCUGCAUGCUUAAAUACUGUGAAGAAAGGAAGAGAACGUUCAGAACGUCUAAAGAAUUAGCAGGCACUUUGGAAAACAGAUUAUUUAGCUUCAAGUAGGAAAAAGAACUGAGACUGAUGAACACAAAGCGGUGCGACAUUCAGACAGACCAAACUGCCAUCGAAAGUUACUGACACACCGCCUUCCUUCCUCAACCUUUCACAAUCAUUUUACCCAGAAGCACUUUUUAAAUCAGUUUUACAAAACAAGAACAAAAUGCACAAUGUCGUCUUCUCACUUUUGCAGUAUUAUUGAGCAUUUAGUACAUUAACUGGAGAUGGAACUGGAGUUAGAAACACAAUGGGAGAAGCUGGUGCAGCUCUGCCUUUGGGUGCAUCAUCAGACCCUUCACUAUCUACAGAGCACCUCAGUUUACGUCAUUGGGUGCUAUGCAAAUGGCAAUAUUCACUGGUUGGUUUUGUGUGAGGUUAGGAACACAGCCUUAAUGCUGAGGGAAUAAGGCAGGGCUAAACUGAGGGCUAAUUAUACUUAAGCGUCUAUUAAAUAACCAUCAGUCACCCAGUCACCGUAAAACAUCCCAAAUCUGCGAAGCAUCCAGUCACCCUUAAAACAUCCUAAAUGCCACUAACCCAUGAAACAUGCAAAAUCAAACACCAAACAUCCAGAGUCACUGAGCCCAUGCUAAAGAGUGCUGAAUCAUCCUGUAACAUCCUGACUCUUGCAUGAAUUGUCCUGAAUUAUCCAGAAAACCUGAUAAAUCAUUCAGAACAUUCUGAAACAUGUCUUUCUCCCAAUUUUGACCCAAUUGCAUUAUGCUCUCGGACAUGUGAGCAGUAGCCGACUGCAUCUUUUCACCUGCACGAGGCGAGUUCAUAUGCCGAUCAGCCUUGUGCACUGAGAGACACAACCCUGAUCGGCGUUAUUCCUCUACUCUGUGCAGACGCCAUCGAUCAGCCAGCAGAGGUCGUAAUUGCAUCAGUUAUGAGGUCCCUAUCCAGCUCUCUACCUGGAUGAACAACAGCCGGAUGGCAGAGCUGAGAUUCAAUACGAUGUAUACGAAAUCCCAGCUCUGGUGUGCUAGCGUAUUUUACCACUGCGCCACCUGAGCGGCCCCGAAACAUGUUUUAAUCAUCAUUACACAUCUGGAAAAUCCAUACAUUAGACUGAAACAGUCUGAAUUUUUCCAAAACAUCCACAAUAUUCCAUAAUAUGAGCUGCUUGGAUGAUCACAGAAACUCGACAUAGGAAGCUGUGUUUUUGUUGGCUGCACUAAACCACAGGCAUUGCGUUUAAUAUACCUGUAUUUGUUCUCACCAUUCCUCUUUAUGGGGAGAGAAGCAUUAACACUGAUCUCAACAAGCGCUUAAUUCAAAAUUUGUUAGGUUUGUGACUGUGAACCCCUAGAAAAAUGAAUGCUUGUCAUUUUUAAUGCAUUUUCUUCUCAGAAUAAACAAUACAGCAUAAUGUGAUUUGCCUUGCCUAAAAGUAAAUUAAAAUGGUUAAAACUAUGA
Messenger RNA from Trichomycterus rosablanca, 6879 nucleotides. RefSeq names its product Rap guanine nucleotide exchange factor 2b (gene rapgef2b). Gene Ontology annotation, molecular function: guanyl-nucleotide exchange factor activity; protein binding. The transcript is spliced from 30 exons. The coding region runs from base 431 to 5188 and encodes 1585 amino acids. The record is from RefSeq and is a predicted model, not a curated record. Lineage: Eukaryota; Metazoa; Chordata; Actinopteri; Siluriformes; Trichomycteridae. Gene Ontology annotation, biological process: small GTPase-mediated signal transduction.